AUGUCUCAAGGCCUGAAGCCGUUCACGGUUUGGAUCCAUGCGCAGGGUCCCAACCCGAAGAAAGUCCUCAUCGCGCUCGAAGAGCUUGGUCUCAAGUACGAAGCCCUGACGGUAAAGGAUCCCAAGGACGCAAGCUAUCUGGCCAUCAACCCGAACGGCCGCCUGCCCAGCAUCAAGGAUCCCAACAACAAUGAUUUUAUCCUCUGGGAGUCGGGUGCCAUCCUCGAGUAUCUCGUCGAGAAAUACGACAAGGACAACAAGUUGAACGUGACGGACGCGAACGAGAAGUGGCAGGUGAAACAGUACUUGCACUUCCAGAUGUCGGGCCAGGGACCGUACUUUGGCCAGGCCGUCUGGUUCCGCCACUACCACCCCGAGGACGUGGCUAGUGCGAAGGCGCGGUACGGGGAGCAGACGGCGCGCGUCUUCGGCGUCCUCGACACCAUCCUCAAGGGAAAGACGUAUCUCGUGGGUGACAAAUUCACGUACGCCGACUUGGCCUUUAUUCCUUGGGAUGAGCUGGUCAGGACCUUCAUCUCGGACGUUUGGAAGGAGUAUGAUGUGGAUAACAAGUACCCCAACUUUGUCGCUUGGCACAAACGUCUCAUGGAGCGGCCUUCGGUCAAGAAGAUCUACGGCGCUUAG
Molecule: messenger RNA, 645 nt
Organism: Drechmeria coniospora
Lineage: Eukaryota; Fungi; Ascomycota; Sordariomycetes; Hypocreales; Ophiocordycipitaceae
Product: glutathione transferase 1
Exons: 4
Coding region: 1-645 (214 amino acids)
Source: RefSeq, a predicted model, not a curated record